Molecule: messenger RNA, 420 nt
Organism: Rhagoletis zephyria (snowberry fruit fly)
Lineage: Eukaryota; Metazoa; Arthropoda; Insecta; Diptera; Tephritidae
Source: RefSeq, a predicted model, not a curated record
AUGCCACCCUCCGUCGUUAAACUGAUCACCUCCGACAACGAGACCUUUGAAGUGCCCUACCCAACUGUCCGUCACCUGGCUGUCGUCCGAUACUUGGUCGACGAUCUCGAUGGCUUCGGUCCUGAACUGGAGUCUAUUCCCUUGCCAAGCGUUCACAGUGAAAUCCUCAGGAUAGUCAUCGACUGGGCGGACCACCACAAGGACGAAGAAGAUCUGAUCGAAGAUGAGGCGCGUGAAAGCCAGCUAGGAGAGUGGGAUAAAGCGCUUCUCGACUCGGUGGACAAUCAAACUCUCCGUGCAAUCAUGUGUGCCGCUAACUACCUCGAAGUGAAAGGUCUAAUGAAUGCUACCGCUAAGGUUUUUGCCCAACGACUGGAAGGUCUGUCGGCCAAACAAAUGCGUGAAGUAAUGUUUCAUUGA